Mesoplodon densirostris (Blainville's beaked whale) is the source of this 1104-nucleotide messenger RNA. It is a transcript of the gene HS3ST2, whose product is annotated as heparan sulfate-glucosamine 3-sulfotransferase 2. Lineage: Eukaryota; Metazoa; Chordata; Mammalia; Artiodactyla; Ziphiidae. The record is from RefSeq and is a predicted model, not a curated record. The transcript has 2 exons. Gene Ontology annotation, molecular function: [heparan sulfate]-glucosamine 3-sulfotransferase activity. Bases 1 to 1104 code for a protein of 367 amino acids.
AUGGCCUAUAGGGUCCUGGGCCGUGCGGGGCCACCUCAGCCGCGGAGGGCGCGCAGGCUGCUCUUCGCCUUCACGCUCUCGCUCUCCUGCACUUACCUGUGUUACAGCCUCCUGUGCUGCUGCGACGACCUCGGCCAGAGCCGCCUCCUUGGCGCGCCUCGCUGCCUCCGCGGCGCCAGCGCGGGCGGCCAGAAACUUCUCCAGAAGUCCCGGCCCUGCGAUCUCCCGGGCCCGACGCCCAGCGAGCCCAGCGCUUCCAGCGCGCCCGCCGCUGCCGCGCCCGCCCUUCGCCUCUCCGGUUCCAACCACUCCGGCUCACCAAAGCUGGGUACCAAGCGGUUGCCCCAAGCCCUCAUUGUGGGCGUGAAGAAGGGGGGCACCCGGGCCGUGCUGGAGUUUAUCCGCGUGCACCCGGAUGUGCGGGCCUUGGGCACCGAGCCCCACUUCUUCGACAGGAACUACGGCCGCGGGCUGGACUGGUACAGGAGCCUGAUGCCCCGGACCCUCGAGAGCCAGAUCACACUGGAGAAGACCCCCAGCUAUUUCGUCACUCAAGAGGCCCCUCGCCGGAUCUUCAACAUGUCCCGAGACACCAAGCUGAUAGUGGUCGUGCGGAACCCCGUGACCCGCGCCAUCUCCGAUUACACGCAGACGCUCUCCAAGAAGCCCGACAUCCCUACCUUCGAGGGCCUCUCCUUCCGCAACCGCACGCUGGGCCUGGUGGAUGUGUCCUGGAAUGCCAUCCGCAUAGGCAUGUACGCGCUGCACCUGGAGAGCUGGCUGCGCUACUUCCCGCUGGCCCAGAUCCACUUCGUCAGCGGCGAGCGACUCAUCACUGACCCAGCCGGCGAGAUGGGGCGGGUCCAGGACUUCCUGGGCAUUAAGAGGCUCAUCACGGACAAGCACUUCUACUUCAACAAGACCAAAGGAUUCCCUUGCUUGAAAAAAACAGAAUCGAGCCUCCUGCCUCGAUGCCUGGGCAAAUCAAAAGGCAGAACUCAUGUACAGAUCGAUCCGGAAGUGAUAGACCAGCUCCGGGAAUUUUAUAGACCUUAUAAUAUUAAAUUUUAUGAAACUGUUGGCCAGGACUUCAGGUGGGAAUGA